UUUUUACACAGCAAACAACACUUAGAGAAAAAGCUUUAACUUUCAUUUCAUAUUUGCACAUUUGAAGAAAAGAAAAAUGGCGUCUAACCAACAAAGCUACAAAGCUGGUGAAACAAGAGGCAAGACUCAGGAGAAGACAGGACAAGCUAUGGGAGCGAUGAGGGACAAGGCUGAGGAAGGCAAGGACAAGACAUCUCAAACGGCCCAAACAGGCCAACAAAAGACUCACGAGACAGCCCAGGCAGCGAAAGACAAGACAUCUCAAGCUGCCGAAACGACCCAGCAGAAGGGUCAUGAGACAGCCCAGGCAGCGAAAGAGAAGACAUCUCAAGCUGCCCAAACAACCCAGCAAAAGGCUCAUGAGACGACCCAAGCAGCAAAAGACAAGACAUCUCAAGCUGCCCAGACGGCCCAAGAAAAAGCCCGGGACACGAAGGAUAAGACGGGGAGUUACAUGUCCGAGACAGGAGAAGCCAUAAAGCAGAAGGCUCAAGACGCUGCUCAGUACACGAAAGAGACGGCUGAAGCCGGUAGAGACAAGACCGGUGGGUUCUUGAGCCAGACCGGUGAGCAUGUGAAGCAGGCGGCUAUGGGUGCAGCUGAUGCGGUGAAGCACACUUUUGGGAUGGCUACGGAGGAAGAAGAUAGAGAACAUCAUCCAGGCACGGCUACGACAACUACUGGUACUACUCGGACCACUGAUCCCACUCAUCAUACUUAUCAGAGGAAGUGAGAACAACAGGAGAACUAUGUAUGUGUUUUCUUUUGUUUCUAUAAUGUCAUGUUUGGUCUUUUGAAUUCACCUGUAUUGGUUUGUAACUUAUGUCGUGUCCUUGUGUGCUGUGAUUCCGUUAUGUAUUAUUUCUUUGUUGUAAAGGUGAUCCUGUAGACUCUUCCAGCCAAUAAGUUUAAAUUUGAUCCCAUUAGAACUUUUGUGUCGUCCAAUUUGUAUUUUUGUUUUAAUAAACAGUUAUUAAUACCG
This is a messenger RNA of Raphanus sativus (radish), 982 nucleotides long. Its product is annotated as late embryogenesis abundant protein 29. NCBI's taxonomy places the organism in Eukaryota, Viridiplantae, Streptophyta, Magnoliopsida, Brassicales, Brassicaceae. The coding region runs from base 77 to 733 and encodes 218 amino acids. The record is from RefSeq and is a predicted model, not a curated record. The transcript has 2 exons.